Trichoplax adhaerens is the source of this 342-nucleotide messenger RNA. RefSeq lists its product as uncharacterized. The record is from RefSeq and is a predicted model, not a curated record. The coding region runs from base 1 to 342 and encodes 113 amino acids. The transcript has 4 exons. Lineage: Eukaryota; Metazoa; Placozoa; Uniplacotomia; Trichoplacea; Trichoplacidae.
AUGGCAAGUAUACAUCGACCAGACAGUGCCCUUAUUUAUGAUUCACCCAAUAUUUCUCUUCUUGACAUCAUUACAGAAAAAAACAAGAUUGUGAACAAGCGACAAAUAUUACAUCGUUUGAUUUACAUUGCAAGAAUUGCCCCUACAGUUAAUAACAAAAAAGAAAUUGGAGAUUAUUUUCAAAAUCUAUUCCGCAAAUACGUAACCGAUUUUGAAGGCGAUGGUAUAACAGGAUUAUUACUUGUUUACCCAUAUCAUGUUAUGCAUAUUCUUGAGGUAUCUUCUGAAGCACUAAAUGAUAUCAUCAAAGAACAGGAGCUGAGUGAAGCGAAUAAUACGUAA